GGAGGCAUGGAGAUGUUGCGCCGCUCCUCUGUGUUCGCUGCGGAGGUGUUCGACCGCACGCCCACCACCGACAAGGAGCUGGUGUCCCAGGCCAAAGCGCUGUGCAGGGACUACAUCCAUUCCAGGCUGAACCGGGUCGGCAUAGGCUGGUCCAACCCGGACCACGGGCUGGCUGCAUCGGGCGGGACGCUGGGGGAGACGUCGUCGGUCCUGCUGUGGCUGGGUGACGAGUUGGAAUACCUUCGCCCUAACAUUUAUCGUAAUGUAGCGCGACAGCUGAACAUCGCAGUUGCUUCGGAGAACGCGGUGUCGGACGCAUUCCUGGCUGUGGCUGCAGACAUGUUCUCUACAGGUAUUACUUGGGGAAAGGUGGUUUCUUUGUACGCCGUAGCAGGGGCCUUGGCUGUUGAUUGUGUUCGCCACGGUCAUCCGGACAUGGUCGAUACCAUCGUCGACUGCAUGGGAGAGUUUGUCCGCAAGCAUCUGACCUCCUGGUUAAAAAGGAAAGGGGGCUGGGUGGAUGUCACAAAAUGCGUGGUGAACACUGACGCCAGUUUCCGCUCUCAUUGGCUGGUGACUGCUGCCUGCACCUUUGGACACUAUCUGAAAGCCAUCGUGUUGUACCUCCUCAGGGAGAAGUGA
Limanda limanda (common dab) is the source of this 642-nucleotide messenger RNA. RefSeq names its product BCL2 family apoptosis regulator BOK a (gene boka). Gene Ontology annotation, cellular component: mitochondrial outer membrane. Gene Ontology annotation, molecular function: protein heterodimerization activity; protein homodimerization activity. Bases 7 to 642 code for a protein of 211 amino acids. Gene Ontology annotation, biological process: intrinsic apoptotic signaling pathway in response to DNA damage; regulation of apoptotic process; extrinsic apoptotic signaling pathway in absence of ligand. The transcript is spliced from 4 exons. The record is from RefSeq and is a predicted model, not a curated record. Lineage: Eukaryota; Metazoa; Chordata; Actinopteri; Pleuronectiformes; Pleuronectidae.